Populus nigra (black poplar) is the source of this 1732-nucleotide messenger RNA. Its product is annotated as ABSCISIC ACID-INSENSITIVE 5-like protein 2. Gene Ontology annotation, biological process: positive regulation of DNA-templated transcription. NCBI's taxonomy places the organism in Eukaryota, Viridiplantae, Streptophyta, Magnoliopsida, Malpighiales, Salicaceae. The transcript has 3 exons. Gene Ontology annotation, molecular function: DNA-binding transcription factor activity. The record is from RefSeq and is a predicted model, not a curated record. Bases 585 to 1394 code for a protein of 269 amino acids. Gene Ontology annotation, cellular component: nucleus.
UAAUUAUUUUUAGUUUUAGUUUCUACGCGGUUGAUUGAUUGUAUGAUUGAUGUGAGUGAUUUAUUCUCUUGUUGAGGAAAGUUAAACCCUUGUUUGGUUUGCGAGAAAAAGGAGGGAAAAAAUAUGAAAAUGAAAAAUCUACUGGAAAGUUUGUGUUUUGGGUAUUUCUUUGAAUAUUUAAAUUCUGGGUUUCCCUUCUUGGAACUGGAGAGGAGAGGAGAGGAGCAUUUGGGAUUUAAAAAGUGGGUUUUUGUUGUUGUUUUUAAUGAGUUUUUUUUUAGCUAUUCAUUUAUGGGAUUGCAUUAGUAAAUGCUGCUUUUCAAAGUUAAAGUUUCGAGGCUUAACGAAAAAAAAUGCGUUUUUUGAAUUGGUAGGUUUUAUGGGUUAGCUUAGCAGAUUCAUGAGUGUUUUUUAUUUUUUGAAGGGCAGUGGGAUUACUUUCUAGAUGGAAAAAUGGAGGAUAUUAAGAUGAUAAGUGUUUUAGGGUUUUUGGGAGUUGUUUAGUGACUUUGGGUUUUGCCUUUUUUUUUCCUUUUCUUUUUUUUAAUGUGGAGAUAGGUUUGGGGUUAAGAGUUUGAUGGUGAAUGGGGGUUCAAACGAUGGCAUCGCAAAGCAAUGGCCAACAAUCUCAUAUGCAGCCGUGUCAAUUGAUGAGGCAAACCUCGUGGUAUAACCUCACUCUCAACGAAGUUGAAAACCAAAUGGGAAACUUAGGGAAGCCCUUGUGUAGCAUGAACCUUGAUGAGCUUCUUAAAAAUGUAUGGAGCACCGAAGCAAAUCAAUCGAUGGGAAUGGAUAGUGAAAGUACCGCAACAUCUUCUCUUCAACGUCAGGCUAGUUUCACAUUGGCUAGGGCAUUGAGUGGGAAGACAGUGGAUCAAGUCUGGAAAGAGAUUCAAGAAGGGCAGAAGAAGAGGUUUGGUCAGGAAAUGAACGUUCAGGAAAGAGAGCAGACACUUGGCGAAACAACUUUGGAGGAUUUUUUGGUACAAGCAGGACUUUUUGCCGAAACAACUAUAAGCCCUUCUUUAGAUUUGGUUACUGUUGCUGCAGUGACUCCGCAAUGUUUUCCACAGAAUAGUGUCCUCUCCUCAUCCCCUUCAAUUGGCACGCUAUCUGACUCUACGACAUCGGGAUGGAACAGGGAUGCCCCAGAUGCACUUGAGAAGAGUCUUGACAGGAGGCUCAAGAGAAAGAUCAAGAACAGGGAAUCUGCUGCCCGUUCUCGAGCUAGAAAACAGGCCUAUCAUAAUGAGCUGGUGAGCAAGGUUUCACGUUUAGAGGAGGAGAAUAUAAAGCUCAAGAAAGAGAAGGAAUUUGAGAAGAAGUUCCCAAUUGAACCUUCACCUGAACAGAAAUAUCAGCUUAGAAGAACGAGUUCUGCUGCUUUCUGACAUACAUCUCUCUAUUUGAAAGAUUUGUAGUUGAUCAAGCGUUAUUGCUAGCCUCCUGGGUUUGUGUGGAAAAUGCUGUGGAAAUUCAUCACAAGGCUGCUUCACCGCUGCUGCUACUGUUGUGAUUCCACCUAGCCCGCCAUUAGCUUUCAUCAUAUGUACAUUCAAGAUGAUCUUGGUAUUUUAUACAGCACCAUAUGUGCAAUGUUUAUAACUUUAUAUGUCUAGGCUCCGACUUUGAGAAAGAAUUGUGUCUCACCCGUGUAAUAGAUUGUGAGAAUUUUAAGACAUGGACAUCAUUAACUUAAUUGUAACCAAUUUCUCGAAAUUUCUCUUUC